CCCGUUCAUAGACUAAUACCAACAUAGAAAUGGAAAAUAUUUAUUCACUAAGUUAAUGUACAGUAACUGAGAUCUACUUCCUGUUCUUUCAGCAAGGAAGAUGGCUGAUCAGAGUGAACGUUCGUUUCAAAAGCAGCCUACAAUUUUUCUCAAUCGUAAGAAAGGCUUAGGAGCCAAAAAAAGGAAAUCUCUUCGUUACAUACGUAAUGUUGGUUUGGGUUUUAAGACACCAAGAGAGACAGAGAGAGCAUUCCAAAAGCAGCCACAUUUGAACCUUAACAGAAAAUUUGGGCAGAAGAAGAAAGUACUUCGUCGACAUCGCAAUGUUGGUCUUGGGUUUAAAACUCCCAGAGAGGCUAUAGAUGGAACAUACAUUGACAAAAAGUGUCCAUUCACUGGGAAUGUAUCGAUCAGAGGGCGCAUUCUAACAGGUGUUGUUCAGAAGAUGAAGAUGCAGCGGACCAUUGUCAUCAGGCGUGACUACCUUCAUUACAUCCGUAAAUACAAUCGUUUUGAAAAGCGGCAUAGGAAUAUGUCUGUCCAUCUUUCUCCUUGUUUCAGGGAUGUGGAGAUUGGAGAUGUGGUGACAGUUGGAGAGUGCAGGCCUCUCAGCAAGACAGUCCGUUUUAAUGUCCUUAAAGUUUCUAAAGGGACAGGAACAAAGAAAAGUUUCAAAAAAUUCUAAAUAUGUAAGAAUAAUAUAAAUUGAAUUAAAAUGUUGGUGUCAUUGUG
This is a messenger RNA of Zootermopsis nevadensis, 732 nucleotides long. The record is from RefSeq and is a predicted model, not a curated record. Lineage: Eukaryota; Metazoa; Arthropoda; Insecta; Blattodea; Termopsidae.